Molecule: messenger RNA, 1129 nt
Organism: Loa loa (African eye worm)
Lineage: Eukaryota; Metazoa; Nematoda; Chromadorea; Rhabditida; Onchocercidae
Product: activator 1 38 kDa subunit
Exons: 8
Coding region: 14-1078 (354 amino acids)
Biological process (GO): DNA-templated DNA replication; DNA repair
Cellular component (GO): nucleus; DNA replication factor C complex
Molecular function (GO): DNA binding; DNA clamp loader activity
Source: RefSeq, a predicted model, not a curated record
AUUUUCAGGAAUAAUGGCUCUUUGGGUUGAUAAAUAUCGACCACGUGAACUCUCUGCUCUAACCUAUCAUGUUAAACAAGCUAGAGAUCUCAUUGAAAUCGUUAAGACCGGUGACUUCCCACAUCUCCUUCUGUAUGGCCCAAGUGGUGCCGGCAAAAUGACCAGGAUUUUUUGUAUUUUGCGAGAACUUUAUGGCAGUGGUGUGGAGAAAUUGCGGAUGGAUGCACGUAGUUUCCAAGCUCCAUCUGGCAAAAAACUGGAAAUUCAAACCUUUACUAGCAACUAUCAUGUUCAGCUUAGUCCUGGAGAAGUUGGUAUCUACGACCGCGUCGUUGUUCAGGAAAUUAUCAAACAAAUGGCACAAAUGCACCAGAUUGAUGUCGCAACACAGCGAAAUUUCAAAGUAGCUGUCUUGAUGGAAGCAGAUCAGUUGACUCGAGAUGCACAAAAUGCGUUGCGUCGUACGAUGGAGAAGUAUGCGCAAUCAUGCCGGCUUAUACUGUGUUGUGAUUCAAUUAGUAAAAUUAUCGAUCCUUUGAAAAGUCGGUGCUUGGCGGUUCGUGUAGCUGCACCUUCAGAUGAUGAUGUGGCCAAAGCUGUUAGGUUUGUUUGCAAGCAGGAAAACGUUUCUGUUCCUGAUAGCAUUGUCGAUGCCGUUGUGCAAAAAGCUAAUGGUAAUAUGCGACGAGCUUUAUUGAUGAUCGAAGCAGCAAAAGUACAGAACUAUCCAUUCAAGGAAAACCAAGAAAUCCCUGAUCCGGAAUGGGAAGUUUAUUUGCGAGAAACAGCUAAAAUGAUGAUACAGCAACAAAACCCUGAAAACCUUCUCAAAAUACGUAAUAGAUUUUACGAAUGUAUUGGACACUGCAUACCUCCAAAUAUUAUUUUUAUGAAAUUAUUACAAGAACUACUAAAAUCCUGUGACAAUAAAAUCAAGGUCGAGGUGGUUGCUGCGGCAGCUGAAUAUGAGCAUCGCCUAAUACGUGGUAACAAAGCUAUAUUCCAUCUGGAAGGUUUUGCUGCAUCAUUCAUGGAAAUCUAUCACAAACAUCAAAAUGAGAAUGCAAUGGAGCAUUAAUGGAACAUUCUGCACGUAAGUAAAUUUUGUUUUAGACAUAUUUCUUUCGUU